Molecule: messenger RNA, 1059 nt
Organism: Penicillium malachiteum
Lineage: Eukaryota; Fungi; Ascomycota; Eurotiomycetes; Eurotiales; Aspergillaceae
Product: hydroxymethylglutaryl-coenzyme A reductase family protein
Exons: 3
Coding region: 1-1059 (352 amino acids)
Biological process (GO): coenzyme A metabolic process
Molecular function (GO): hydroxymethylglutaryl-CoA reductase (NADPH) activity
Source: RefSeq, a predicted model, not a curated record
AUGACUAUCGAUUCACUCAGCAGGAUUGCGUCCAAACUCAAAUACAUUAUUCAAGAUGAAGAUACAGCCGGAAAAGCUAAGAUCGAAAAUUGCGUUGGCUCUAUCAAAGUGCCUGUUGGGAUCGCCAGUCCUUUGAGUGUCAAGGGGUAUGAUGGAACGGAUGGCGCAUUCUAUGCCCCAUUGGCAACUUGCGAAUCUACGUUGGCUGCAAGCUGCUUGCGUGGAUUCAAGCUCUUCACUGAUUCUGGUGACAUCCAAUUCAAGGGCGCCUGUCUUCUGGUUUUCUACUCCAGGAAUGCUGCAUCGUUCUACGACCUCCUUCCAGACCUUUUCCCUGAGUUUCAAGAGGCUGCACAAUCCACCAGCAAAUAUGCCAAACUUAUGAAAGUUGAUUCUCAACUCGUGGGAAGCACGGUUCAUGUUAUUUUUGAAUACUAUUGUGGAAAUGCCGCGGGGCAGAAUAUGGUCACGUUCGAUACGCAAGAAGCAUGCGAUCGUUUUGCAGCGUCAAACAACGCUCUAGUAUUGAAGCUUCGCAUCAUAAUGAUUGAGGGCCAGUCAGCUGCCGAAAAAUCCCUGUCUUGGAGAAACAUCUUACAAUCACGCGGCGUGUCUGUCAUGGCAUGGGGAACGAUCACACAGGAAGCAUGCGAGAAGAUUCUAGGUAUUCCAACUUGGGAUCUGUAUGAACUCAUCCAGAAUAGCAGGGAGGUUGCUACACGAAACGGGCAGUUAGGCUAUAGUAUCAACCAAGAAAAUGUGGUUGCAGCGAUGUUCAUUGCGUGUGGACAAGAUGCUGGCUCCAUAGCGGAAUCAGCCUGGAGUCAUUUGACUACUAAAUUCAAUGACGAAACCAAAGAACUGGGUGUCUCAACAUACUUUCCAAGUCUCCACGUUGGAACCGUCGGCGGGGGGUCCAAGGGUCGUUUGGCGGGUCUCAUUGCGUCAUUCUCUCUUGCUCUGGACAUGAGUACAGUGGCUGCAGUCACCAAUAACACAUUUGCAGCGAGUCAUUACAGGUUUGCGAGAGCUCCUCGUAACGCACAAUCAAAGCUUUAA